Molecule: messenger RNA, 1356 nt
Organism: Blepharisma stoltei
Lineage: Eukaryota; Ciliophora; Heterotrichea; Heterotrichida; Blepharismidae
Source: the annotation of a GenBank genome assembly
AUGAAUAAAACAGUGAAACAUAAACUUGAGCACAAUCUAUUAAAUAAACAAAUCCUGCAAGCAGAAAUUGAACAAUUAAGAGAAAUCCCAAGGGAAAUAGAAAAGCAGGUAUCUAUACAUAUAUUGGCAGCAAGAAACUUGCCGGUGCAGCUGACUUCAAAAGUAUCAAGAGCUGUUCAAAUUUCCAUAGGAGGGAAAACUAUCAACACAAAGCCAUGUAUUUCGGAAGGAUGUGACCAUACAGCUAAGUGAAAUGAAUCUUGCUUGCUGCCUGUUACUGAUCUGCAAGGAACUGUAAAAGUGUUGCUUUUUCAAAUGGGGACACCUGAUAAGGUGCUUGGAGGGAUGAUGCUAAAGCUGUCAGGGUUUAUGGACCAAAAAAGGCAUGAUGGAUGAUAUGAUAUUGGGUGUGGCGAGCUUAGGCUUGCUAUUAGGCUGCUGCAUUCGGUUAAUGAUUUUUACGACUACUUAUUAAACUUACUAAGCCCAUCUAUCAAGAACUCAGAAAACCAGCUGAAGUCGAUAUCAGAAACUGAAAGCCACUUGAAAUCAGUAUCUCGUAGUGAAAAGCACACAAAGUCCAUCAAUGAGAAUCAUUUGAAAUCGAUUUCACGUAAUGAGAGCAACUCAAUAAACUUGAGCGGAAUAGAAAAUAACCAAGAAGACUCUUUUAAAAUUGAUGACGAUAGCAACAGUGACAUCAACUUUCUAGAAGAAGAUUCAUUUGAAUAUAAGCAGUUUGAGAUAGCUCAUAUGUGUGUAAGACAACUAAGCGUUCAGCUGCUUCAAAAGAGCUUCAAAAGAAAUCAAGCAGCAAAAAAAAUUCAAAGAACAUUUAGAAAAUGACUGUUUAAUAUAGUAAGAACGAGGGUUAAAGAAAUUGUUGAAAAAACAGUCGAGAACUAUGAAGUUUAUGUAAAAAAUGAGGUAAAAAGCCAUCUGAAUGCUUUAUUAGAGAAAGUGGCAGAAGAUGUUGAAAGCUGGCAAAUUGAACAGUUUCAUAGCACCAGAAGGUACACAACUGUACUGAACCAAAGGAGAAAUGAUGUCAUACAGAAGCUAAAAAGCAGCAGAUCUGCUGUUAGAAAGGAAUGGGAAAAUUUUUCAAAGCUAGAAAGCCAUGAAGAAACCCCAAAGGAACUCGAAGAAGACCCAGUCGAGUUCAAACCUGCUAAAGAAGAACCCCAAAAAGAAAGAGAAAAUAAGCAAGAAGAAAAUCCUAUAAAAGAAGUAAAAAUUGAAGAAAAAACUGAUCCAGAAGAAAAGAAAGAAAAUCCCGACGACAAGACUCAGCCGCCUUAUAUAGUGGCUGCUGAGCGAGGGUAUCGUCGAAGGAAUGCUGUUAAACGUUAUUAA